Geodia barretti is the source of this 211-nucleotide messenger RNA. The record is from the annotation of a GenBank genome assembly. NCBI's taxonomy places the organism in Eukaryota, Metazoa, Porifera, Demospongiae, Tetractinellida, Geodiidae.
GUGGAAAUGCACAACAACAACAACAGGUUUCAGGGCCAUUUUAUGCUUAGAAUACAGUCUCAAAUUUGUUUAUAUGAUGUCCUAGUCAAGUAAGGUGUUCCUUCAAUGGAGUUUUGGCAAUGUACAACAACAACAACAGGUUUCAGGGCCAUUUUAUGCUUAGAAUACAGUCUCAAAUUUGUCUAUAUGAUGUCCUAGUCAAGUAAGGUGU